Microplitis demolitor is the source of this 1067-nucleotide messenger RNA. RefSeq lists its product as uncharacterized. The transcript has 3 exons. The record is from RefSeq and is a predicted model, not a curated record. NCBI's taxonomy places the organism in Eukaryota, Metazoa, Arthropoda, Insecta, Hymenoptera, Braconidae. Bases 125 to 682 code for a protein of 185 amino acids. Gene Ontology annotation, molecular function: heme binding; oxygen binding.
GUUAAAAUGGCUUGAGUCAGUAUUUGGCUGGCAGCCGCACAACUAUUUCCUUACAUACAUUUAACAGUUGAGAUAAAAAGUUUUUAGAAUAAAAUAAAUUAAUAAUAAUAAAGGUAUUAUUGUCAUGGGUUCUAUUGUAAGUUAUUUUGUACGUGACCGAGGUCAAACUGGUUUAGAGGGUGCUGUUGAUCAUAAAAAUACCGAGUUCAGUCAACGGCAAAAAAAAAUUAUGAGAAAAGCAUGGGAUCUUUAUAUUUCCUCAAAUCUUAUUAACAUCGGUGUCGAAGUCAUGUUGAGUUUGCUUAAUGACUAUGACGACAUAAAACAAAUGUUUCCGGACUUUAAAAGUAUUCCUAAUGAACAGCUGAGAAAUAAUAAAAAAUUUAACGCACACUGUCAAAUGAUAAUGAGUGUGAUAAAUAACGCCGUUAAUGCAUUUUUAAAUAACGAUAAUGAGUUGUUUGUCGCAAUACUUAAAGUUACUGGAGAACGUCAUGGCAAGCGAGCUGGAAAUCUCAUAAUUAUAAAACAUUUUCAGCGUUUGCAAGAUCCGUUGAUUCAAGUUCUCAAACGACAUAUCAAGUCACACUGGACUAAUGAAAUGUCUAAUUUGUGGACGUGCGCAGUCAAAAAAAUAUUACAAGUAAUAAUUCACGGAGUCCAAGAGUCACUCAGUUCAUAAAUAAAUAAUUUACUGUGACAGCGUUUUAAAUGUAUAUAUAAUUAUAAAAAAAUUUUGAAAGCUCGAUACAGCUAAUCAAUCAAUCAAUCAAUCAAUCAUAAGUUUUAUCGUCUUGUAAGUCUACGUCAGUCGGCUGGCCUUGACAAUUCAAUAAUCCAACUUGUUCCUCUUGACAAUAACACGCAUUUUUAUAAUAUACUUUUACUGGCAACCUUUUUUUUAUUUUUUUACUUUUCUUACUCUUAUUUUUUUUUAUUUUUUUUAUUUUUAAAUGAUCAAUAGCAUAAGCGAUUAUUAAUAACAGAACAGUAAUCGAUAAAGUACUCAAGACGCUUAUAAGUAUAACAUCAAUUAUUUUCCAUAUAUUUUCUUUGUGACUUUCAGA